AUGAUCAUUCUAUAUAGUAUCACCGGUAUCAUCACCGUCCUCUUCCUCGCCAUCAUCAUUACUGGUGCCAUCCGUGCUCAUCGUCAUCCCGAACGAUAUGGCCCCAGAUACGCCAUCGGACGAAGGAGUCGUCAAAGUCGGGCACGAGGUAUAGCCAGGGCCAUGUUGGAGACCAUACCCAUCGUUAAGUUUGGCGACGAACUUCAAGACAAACCCGAUCCGGCCAAAGAUGAUGUGGAGAUGGGAAUUCCGGAGUCUGGAGCAGAAACCCCUGCCGAUGGGCAAAACAAGGAGACAACCCCGGCUCGUGACACCGUCCAACCUGCGUCACCCGAUGAAGUUCCGUCGAAAGAUGAGAAACGAUCGAGUGCGACGCCGUCCACCCCUGACGCCGGUAACUUUUCAUGUCCAAUCUGUACGGAUGACUUUGUCAAGGGGCAGGAUUUGCGGGUUCUUCCCUGCAACCACAAGUUCCAUCCCGAGUGUAUCGAUCCAUGGUUGGUGAAUGUGUCUGGAACGUGUCCAUUGUGUCGCAUUGACCUCAACCCUCCCAAAGAAGAACAGGAGGAGGAGGAGGAGCAGCAGCAGCAGCAGCAGCAAGGCAACGACAGUCACCCUCCGACACGCGAUCCAACACUGGAACGCCAAAGCCGUCAACGACGUCUCACCGGCUACUUCUCAAGCACGUUGAACGCACGCCGCAUGCGGGAGGCAACGGUGGAGGAACGGCUGGCUGCCCUUCGGACCGUACGCGAAGAGGCCAGGACCAACGGGGAGACUGAAGAUGCCGACGAGCAACGACACCAGAAUCGACUGUCGACCCGACUCCGCGAGCGCUUCCGGAUAAGGACUCGUCCGCACGGUGACGCACAGCCUGAGCCUCUACAGUGA
This is a messenger RNA of Aspergillus ruber CBS 135680, 891 nucleotides long. Its product is annotated as RING-H2 finger protein. The coding region runs from base 1 to 891 and encodes 296 amino acids. Lineage: Eukaryota; Fungi; Ascomycota; Eurotiomycetes; Eurotiales; Aspergillaceae. The record is from RefSeq and is a predicted model, not a curated record. The transcript has 2 exons.